UGAUGCUUUCCAAGACCCACUUGACUUCACAUUCCAGGAUAUCUGGCUCUAGAAAUCUGCAUGGAGAGUUUGCUACUGAAUGUGACCUUUGCCAGCUUGAAGAAAAAAGAGAACAGCUGUUACUAGGAGAGAGUGGAAGGAAAGAAUGUUGUUCCUGGCCAGCUGGCACUGUGUGCCUUUCUGGAGCAGUAACAACAGCUUCCAUGCCUAUGGCUGUUCUAAAUUUGGGCCAAAUAGAUCCAUUUCAGAGAGGCUUUUUCUGUAAAGACAACAGCAUCCAGUAUCCGUACCAUGACGGUACCAUCACAACCACUGUCCUCAGCACAGUGGGACUUGGUUUACCCAUUUCCUCUAUGAUUGUUGGAGAAACCCUGUCUGUUUACUUUAACCUCUUGCACUCGAAUUCCUUUAUCAGGAAUAACUACAUAGCCACUAUUUACAAAGCCAUUGGAACAUUUUUAUUUGGUGCAGCUGCUAGUCAGUCCCUGACUGAUAUUGCCAAGUAUUCGAUAGGCAGACUGCGGCCUCACUUCUUGGAUGUUUGUGACCCAGACUGGUCAAAAAUCAACUGCAGUGAUGGUUACAUUGAAAACUACAUAUGUCGAGGGAAUGCACAAAAAGUGAAGGAGGGCAGACUGUCCUUUUAUUCGGGCCACUCUUCAUUCUCCAUGUACUGCAUGAUGUUCGUGGCGCUUUACCUUCAAGCCAGAAUGAAGGGAGACUGGGCAAGACUUUUACGCCCUACACUGCAAUUUGGUCUUGUUGCUGCAUCCAUUUAUGUGGGCCUUUCUCGAGUUUCUGAUUACAAACACCACUGGAGUGAUGUGCUGACUGGACUCAUUCAAGGAGCUCUGGUUGCAGUAUUAGUUGCUGUAUAUGUAUCAGAUUUCUUCAAAAAGAGAAAUUCUCCUUUUAAAGAAAGAAAAGAGGAGGAUUCUCAUACAACUCUGCACGAAACACCAACGACAGGGAAUCACUAUCGGAACAGUCACCAGCCUUGAAGGUGGCAGAGUGCCCAGAUGAAGCUGGCCUGCUUUCUAAAGAAAAGUGAUUGCAACCAGAAGGCAAGAGGAUGCGUCUUUCUUCCCGGUGUACAAGCCUUUAAGGGACUGCUGCUACUAUACCUCUUGGAUGCCUACUUUACCUGUGUGUAUAUAGUUACAUUUAACACAAUGGUUACCUAAUAGCUCUAAGUUCAUUUAAAAAAAUUUCAAUGGCCUUUCACUAAAACAAUGCCCCACCUGUACAUUUUUUUUAUUAAAAAAUGUAAUGCUUAUGUACAAAUGUGUAUGCAAUAUGCUUUCUUAGAAUGAUGCUUGAUUUAAAUAUAAUACAUAUUAAAAUGUUUCAGGACAACUGUCUUGAGAUGGGAAAACCAAAUCAAUACUUAUAGGCGUUUGUAGUUGAUUGUAAUCAGACAGGUGGAGAACAAUUUACAAUUCCACAUUCCUUAGCUGACUGUUUAUAAGUAGAGGCUGGCGGCAAACACAAUAUCUCUCUUGAUUUUGGUGAUUCCUAAGAGAAAAGAAAAUAUGAUUUAAAUUUUCAAGACCACAAAGAAUGUAAUGCCCAUCCACUGGGGUUUUAAACAGUACUCAUUAAAUUGGUGAGAAGACAGUAUGGAAAAUACAAAACCCUUGCUGGUCUGAAAGACACCUAGAGGAGUUCAUAACCAUCUCUGAGAAAUGGGAAACUUUGAAACCAGACCCCUGUUCUUAUGAAUCCUGACUCUAAAAGUACACCAUGUGUGUAGGGGCUGGGGGUGUCCAAAAUUACUUUAAAAGACUUGAAAGGAAUAAGCUGUCAAAAGAAGUUAGUUACCCAAAAGCAUGAAUUUUCAGCCUACAAUGGAAGGCACUAUAUUUCAGUUACCAUGUGAAAUUCUUUCUGGGCUAAGGCAGGACAAAGUUUUCGAAAGUUUACAAAAAGUAGACUUAAACCCACAGUGAUUAAAUAGGUCUGCUCUAUUUAACAACGUUGAAAAUGUAAGCCAGUUUCUGCAAACUUCUUAGAACACUAAGUAGAUAGUGAAAUCAGUAGGUUUGACUGUGGGCAACCAACUCAGAGCAGCACCGCGUCUGCUAUUCUUUGGUGUUUUAAGUCCUUUUUCUCAGCCAACAUACAGAUGGCAUGAAAUUAUUUGCAAGCGUGUGUGCCUCCCCCCAUCACUACCACCAUGAUCUAGCCAGCCUUUCCUGAGUUGGUCAUCCUGCUUCCAACCGAGCUCAUCUACAGACUUGCCUACAAAGCACCAGCAAGAGCUGCCUGGUGAAACCCAUGUCAGAGCACACCACUCCUGUGCCCAAAACCUCCAAUCACUUCAGAGGAAAAAGCGGAGUGCUGGGGCCUACAGGACCAUUCUUUUCUUCUUCCAGCCCCUACUGUUCCAUCACUGUUCACUGUGCUCCAGCCACACUGGCCUGUUGCUCAAGUACAUCAAGUAAAUAUGGAGGGACUCUAGGCCAUCAUAUCCAUCUUUCAAGUCUCUAUUGUCUCUUCCUUUGUUUGUAUCACUACCUGAUGUAUUUUAAUUGUUGACCUGUUUACUGUCCACCUCCCUGCACUAGAAUGUGAGCGCCAUGAAGGCAGGGGUUUGUGUCUUUUUUUGUUCACUGCUGUAUUCCUUGGUGCUUAAACCAAUGCCUGGCACACAAUAAGUGCACAAUAAAUAUUUUGAAAUUUUA
Molecule: messenger RNA, 2684 nt
Organism: Cervus elaphus (red deer)
Lineage: Eukaryota; Metazoa; Chordata; Mammalia; Artiodactyla; Cervidae
Gene: PLPP1
Product: phospholipid phosphatase 1
Exons: 7
Coding region: 3-1001 (332 amino acids)
Biological process (GO): signal transduction; phospholipid metabolic process; phospholipid dephosphorylation
Molecular function (GO): phosphatidate phosphatase activity
Source: RefSeq, a predicted model, not a curated record